AUGUCGAAAUAUGAUUCCAGCAUUGACGAGGUAUUGUACAGGGCCAGACAAAGGUCUCCUGAACGAAACAACGAAUCACCCCUGAAGGUGAGACUUUCAACCACAUCUCUUCCAAGACCAGAUUCACAAGGGUCUGAUAGCAGUGGUUCAUUUGUACGUUCUGCAAGAGGCUCACCGCUUAGAAGAACAGGCUCUCCAGAAAGAAGACAGCGUAUAGCCGAUAUAGAGAACUCUAAGAAAAGGGCUCUAGAAGACUCCCCACAAAAACCCAAGAAACCCCGAGCGGUGAGUUUUAAUAACGAAGUUCAUUUCAACACUAAUGAUACAGGGGAAUUAAAAUCUGAAGAAGACCAAGGACCACUUCGCCGGUCUAUUCUGCCUCCUUUGAAACCUGAACCGCAACACGUUAAGCGAAGUUCGUCGAGCUCAAAUAAAGUGGUCAAACCAAUGAAAGACACUAAAGAUGAAACAAUUGGUCUAUUGGAAAGACUUAAGAAGGUUGAAACUACUCAAGAACAAAUUUUGAGUCGAUUAGACCGCCAAGAUCAGAUACUAGCAAGGGUUGAAGCUUUACAAAGCCAAAUAACCCAAUUACAAAAUAAAAGGAAGACUAAUUAA
This is a messenger RNA of Hyphopichia burtonii NRRL Y-1933, 618 nucleotides long. RefSeq lists its product as uncharacterized. The record is from RefSeq and is a predicted model, not a curated record. Bases 1 to 618 code for a protein of 205 amino acids. Lineage: Eukaryota; Fungi; Ascomycota; Pichiomycetes; Serinales; Debaryomycetaceae. The transcript has a single exon.